Messenger RNA from Knipowitschia caucasica, 969 nucleotides. The record is from the annotation of a GenBank genome assembly. Lineage: Eukaryota; Metazoa; Chordata; Actinopteri; Gobiiformes; Gobiidae.
AUGAGAGACCCAAGAGCGAGAGCACCAGUCGGAGUAGAGCGACCUAGAGGAGAUAGAGGCCCCGCGAGCGAGCCGCCGAGAGCUCGCCUCGCCCCGAGUGCGCGAGGACCAGACGCGAUGAGCCCCGCAGACGCUCGACUGACCAUCUCGUGCGCGCUCGGUCCCGCCGCAGCCCCGAUCGCGCCGCCUAGCGCUCGCUGCCCCGCGCGCUGCCCCGCGCGCUUCGCCCCGGCAGCUCGCGCGCCCCGCGGCGCGGUCGCCCCUGCUAUCGGCUCCCACCUGCGGCUCUGUCGCUCCCUGGCGCGCUCUCGCCCCCCGCGGCGGCUCCCCACGCCGUCUCGGUGCUACCCGCUCUCGCGGCCCCGCGCGCCGCUCUCCCUCAUCGAGACCCACAGGAGCCCCGAGCGUCUCUGCCCCACGUGCUUCGCUCGUCCCGCUUGCGCGCUGCCCCUCGCGCGCGCCCCCGCGCGCGACUACGUCCAUCUCGGGCGCGCCAGCGGCGCCGAGCCUCCCGGAGCACGCGCCCAGCGCGCGGCCCAGAUCGCGCGCCCAAGCGAGGAAGAACCGCGCACAGAGAGAGCGCCAGAGGAGCUAGACCCCAGAGAGAGAGACCAUAGCGCUCUACGAGGCCCCCGAGGCAGCGGUCGCCCCCUCCGCGCAGACCCCGUACCGCGCGCAGUCGCUCGCGCUCGCCCCCCGCUCACGAGCCCCGCGCGCGGCCCCGCGGCUCUCUGCGCUCCCUCUCGCGAGUCGACCCACAAUGCCCCUAUCCCCACGCUGAUCGCCUCCCGUCUGGGCGACGUUGCCCGCGCGUCGCCCGCGGCUAGGCGCGUGCGCAUCGCAUCGCUGCCCCCCUCGGCGCCAUCGCCCCCGGAGGCGCCCCUCGCGCUGCGCCCCAGCGCGUCGCGCGACCCCGCGAGCGCGACCCGCGGAGGACGCCCCAGAAGCGACCGGGCGGCAGCGCGGUAG